AUGAAGGUUUUCGUGAAGACUCUCAAGGGGACGAGCUUCGAGAUCGAAGUAAACCCUACGGAUACGAUUACCGAUGUCAAAAAAGCUAUAGAAACCAGUAAUGCUGAGCUAUACCCAGCUCCUCAGCAGAUGCUGAUCCACCAAGGAAAGAUCCUCAAGGAUGAGACUACAUUGGAAGAGAACAGCGUUGCUGAGAAAAGUUUCAUUGUUAUCAUGAUGUCCAAGCCUAAGGUUUCUUCAAGCGGUGCAUCAACUGCAUCUGCACCUGCACCUGCACCACCAGCAGUUUCUGCAGCUCAGGCUCAGCCUGCACAGACAGUUGCUACACCUCAGGUUUCUGCUCCAGCUGUCUCAGUUCCACAGCCUACAAGUGCAAUUGCAACAGAUGCAGCACCAGCUGCUGCCGCUACGGGAGAUGUUUAUGGUCAAGCAGCCUCAAACCUUGUCGCUGGAAAUACCUUGGAAUCCACCGUUCAGCAAAUUCUUGACAUGGGUGGAGGUAGCUGGGACCGUGACACUGUUAUCCGAGCCCUGAGAGCUGCCUUCAACAACCCUGAAAGAGCUGUCGAAUAUCUGUACUCAGGGAUCCCUGCCCAAGCUGAAAUCCCGGCGGUCGCUCAAGCCCCAGCUGCUGCUGGACAGGUGGCAAAUCCUCUAGCACAGCCCGCACAAGAAGCUGCUGCUCCGGUGCCUCCUACUACUGGUCCAAAUGCGAAUCCGUUGAACCUGUUUCCUCAGGGCAUGCCCGCUGCAGAUGCUGGUGCUGGAGCUGGCAAUCUUGAUUUCCUGCGUAACAGUCAACAGUUCCAAGCCUUGAGAGCUAUGGUACAAGCGAACCCACAAAUUCUGCAGCCUAUGCUUCAGGAGCUCGGUAAACAAAACCCCCAGCUUGUGCGUCUGAUUCAAGAGCACCAAGCUGACUUCCUACGCUUGAUAAACGAGCCCGUCGAGGGAGAAGAGAAUGUCAUUGAACAGUUGGAAGCAGCAAUGCCACAAGCUGUUACCGUCACACCUGAAGAGCGUGAAGCCAUUGAACGGCUUGAAGCGAUGGGAUUUGAUCGUGCGAUGGUGUUGGAAGUGUUCUUUGCGUGUAACAAGAACGAAGAACUUGCAGCUAAUUACCUUCUAGAUCACAUGCACGAAUUUGAUGAACAAUAA
Molecule: messenger RNA, 1158 nt
Organism: Microthlaspi erraticum
Lineage: Eukaryota; Viridiplantae; Streptophyta; Magnoliopsida; Brassicales; Brassicaceae
Source: the annotation of a GenBank genome assembly